Messenger RNA from Linnemannia hyalina, 912 nucleotides. NCBI's taxonomy places the organism in Eukaryota, Fungi, Mortierellomycota, Mortierellomycetes, Mortierellales, Mortierellaceae. The record is from the annotation of a GenBank genome assembly.
AUGUCGUCUGCUCAGAAGGUCCUCCUCCUCAUCGGACCCCCCGGUUCGGGAAAGUCUACCUUUGCCAAGGCCCUCACCAAAGUCUUUCCCAACUUUGUCCGUAUUAACCAGGACGAUUUGGGCGACAGACAUGCCUGCGAGGAGCUGACAAUGUCCGCCCUCCAGGCCAACAACCGGACCCAAUCCGUUGUUAUCGACCGCUGCAACUUUGACCAGGACCAACGCAAAGUCUGGAUCAACAUUGCCUCUCAGCUCUCCAUCCCCGAGGUCGAUGUUAUUAUUAUGGAUACCGAAUUCUAUGACUGCAAGAAGCGUAUCCUUGCUCGCAGCAACCACCCGACCCAGGUCGAGGGAGCCCAGGGAGUCGAUGUCCUCUACAAGUUCAUGGAGAUGUUGACCCUCCCCACUUACUUUGAGGGCAUCACGAAGAUCAUGCGUUUGGAACCCCAGGCGACGGCAGAGUACUCGGACGAGGCUGUCAAAGAGAUCAUGGAGAACUUGUCCAAGGUCGAGAAGCCCGAAAACUUGCAGGCCCCCCGCUGGCAGAAGGAGGAUUAUUACUUCAAGACCCAGUACCACCGUGACGAGGAGGCUUACCGUGCUCGCAAGGCUGCCCAAUACGCUGCUUCGCAACAGACUCAGAAGACUACUGGUCAUAAGGCAGGAUUGGAGGUUGAUGAGGAAGGGUUUGCGGUCAAGAAGCGUCCUGGACAGAAGGAUGAGCAACUCUCGGCGCCUGCCCCUGUUCGCCCCCCACUCUUCGGUGCUGCCGGUGGUGGAUGGAGAGCCCGUGAGGCUGCCAAGCAGCAGGAAAAGGCCCAGCAGGAGCCCAAGAAGUUUGGACCUACCCUUUACGAGGUUCCUAAGCCUGCCGUCACCAACCCCUUCGACCUCCUCGGCGACGACGAGUAA